Contarinia nasturtii (swede midge) is the source of this 3680-nucleotide messenger RNA. RefSeq names its product epidermal growth factor receptor kinase substrate 8-like protein 2. Gene Ontology annotation, cellular component: plasma membrane. Gene Ontology annotation, molecular function: actin binding. The record is from RefSeq and is a predicted model, not a curated record. Bases 707 to 3361 code for a protein of 884 amino acids. Gene Ontology annotation, biological process: Rho protein signal transduction; regulation of Rho protein signal transduction. NCBI's taxonomy places the organism in Eukaryota, Metazoa, Arthropoda, Insecta, Diptera, Cecidomyiidae. The transcript has 11 exons.
UCAACGAUACCAUUUGACUGACAAUUGAAUCGAACUCAAGGCAAAAUUAAGUCACAAAUGUGUAGCUAAUUUUUUUAUUGAACAAAAUAUUUAAAGUUCUGUAAUUUUGAAAAGAAAUGGCCUAGAUUUUAAAUCAAAACAAAUAUACUGAAUAUAUAUAAUCAAAAUCGAAUUCGUGAUAAGCUCAACUGAAAGUAAAAUCGCUUUGAUAUUUAUUUGCAUCGUGUCAAAAUAUGAGUGUUUGUCAUAACAAAAAAUAAAACGUAUAAAUAACAAUAACAAUACCAAAAUCUAAUGCUCAAUUCAGCACCUCACCAAGUGCGUAUGUGUGUUUUUCGUAUAGCAGUGUGUAUAUUUCUUCUUCACUUCGUUUAAUCCAUACCACCUCAAUUACCUCAAACCACUACAAUGCAACGACAGCUACACUGAAACCUGAAUUAAUCGAGAAAAUGAAAUAAAAUGGGAAAUAAUGAAAUGAAGGUAGAAAGCUGAAGUGAUUGUGAAAACUUGAACUACGAUGUGUUGGAGUGCAAUCAAAUGUUCUAUUUAAUUGGAAGUCGAUGAAAGUUUGAUUAGUUUUUUGUUUUCAACCGAUUGCACAAAAAAAAAAAUCAAAACGAAAAUUAGCACAGAAACAAUAGAAGAGAAAAACCGAAAACGAACAUCAGUUUGAGCAGAGAAUUAGUGAAAUUGCAAUCAAGAGAAGAUGCCUUUCCAUGCAAAUCGAGCUGAUGCCGGGACGGCAAAUGGCAGCAGCAGUGGCAAUUAUUCGGGUGAUGAUUUGCGCAGUGGCACCGGUCAAUACGAUCGUUAUGAUAAUGAUUUAAUGGACAAACCAAUUUAUUUGCUCGAACAUCUGGCCACAUUUACGGUGAAUCAAGAAUCGGGCAUUUUAUAUCCAGCCGAUGGCAUGCGAAGAUUACUUCAGCUGGAAAAAUCGACGGGCAUUUGGUCACAAAAAAUGAAAUUGUGCUUGGAUCGUCAAUGGAUUUUAAUUAUGGACUAUGAAACUGGGAAUAUAAUUGAGCGAUUUCCGGCCUCAUUGAUCAAAGAGCCCACCGCUUUCACCAGCAAUGGACCCACAGAAUUAUAUAACAACAUACUCGUAUUCAUUGUGGAUGGUGGAACUGGUUCUCGUUCCGAAAUGCAUAUAUUCCAGUGUCAAAGCAUUUCAGCUAUACAUUUAGUUGAAGAUUUGAAGCAGUUACGCGAUGGAAAAUCAAUCACAGAACAUCACGAUGUAAUGCAUCACCAAUCACAAUCGUAUGGAAAGCCACAGUCAGGCCGUGAACGUCACCACUCAAAUGUUGAUGCCACUGUUACUGGUUAUAAUAAUCGUGAUAAUGAUACGGAUUCUGAGCUAGGAUUGUGUGGCGGUGGAAAUGGUGGUGGUAUUAACGAUGAUGCAAGCUCAACAUCAAGCGAAAAAUAUGAGCGUGACGUUGUUGUAUUGAAUCAUUGCUUCGAUGACAUUGAAAAGUUUAUUGCACGUUUGCAGCAUGCAGCGGCCGCAUCACGAGAAUUAGAGCGUCGUCGACGCAAUCGAAAAUCAAAAAAGAAAGAUCCGGGUGAAGGUUUGCUUACACUGCGUACAAAACCACCGCAUGAAAAAGAGUUUAUCGAUAUAUUUGCAAAAUUCAAAUUGUCAUUCAAUUUGUUGGCCAAACUAAAAGCGCAUAUUCAUGAUCCAAAUGCGCCCGAACUAGUACACUUUCUAUUCACACCAUUAGCAUUAAUUGUCGAUGCAUCGCACGAUACAUACUACGAUCCAAAUUUACCGGCCCGUGUGAUAAAUCCAUUGUUAACGCGCGAAGCAAUUAAUUUGCUAAUCAAUUGUGUAACCAGCAAGGAAACCGAACUAUGGAGAUCGCUGGGCGAUGCAUGGUCUAUACCGCGUGAUCAAUGGAAAGGACAAGGCAUGGUUAUGUAUCAUCCGGUAUUUUUUGAUGGCUGGUCACCUGAUUAUCCGGUUAUAGAUGAACUCGAAGCGCACGCUGGAACACCGUCUCCACAAAAUGAUGCACCAAAUCCAACACAAUCAUCAGUUAGUAUUCACCAUAAGCUCAUCAAACAAAAUAGUAAUCCGUCAGCGAAUGCAAUUAAAAGGCGAAUGGAACAACAACAGCAAAUGUACUCGAUUGAUUAUGAUUAUGAUAUGCAACCGUCUUCUGGUCAUGCUGGUGCCCCACAUAGUCCGGCAAUGAGAGAUUUUAGUGCUCGCAGUGACAUUUCAAUCGAUUCAAUCGAACGAAACGGUGGUUUAACCGAUGUCACCGUUGCCAAUCCAAAUGAAUCGAUGAUCCAAAGUUCGCCGGUAUGGCUGGAAAGUCUAGCGGCCCGUGGUGCAAAACUUGUGCAAGUAACAUAUCCACGAACGGCAAACAAUGACAAAGAAUUAACCGUAUCACGCGGUGAAUAUUUGGAAAUUUUGGAUGAUACGCGAAAAUGGUGGAAAGCUCGUAAUAUUCGUGGCCAAGUUGCACAUGUUCCGCACACAAUUGUCACACCAUUCAAUUUCACCGGCAAUAAUGUGGCGAACAAUUCGAAUGCGGCCAGCGGAAGUGCUGUACCUGAAACAAACACAAAUGAUGCAUUUGCUCCGAAGAAAAACAGUCGCGUUGUUAAUGACGCAGUUUUAGAUCGUUACACACAAUAUGGUAAUGAGAAUCAUCAACAACCAUCGGCUGCUGCACAAGCCGAUUGGAUACGAAACAAGCAUAUAGAUAAGAAGCAGCAAUAUACCGAUAGUAAUAUACCGAAACCACCACCAUUUCUUGGCGAUAUAACAAAGCAGGAUAAACAAAACAACAAUAAUAUUAAAAGUCUGAAUGCGGCCGUUCAGACAAUAGCCACAAUUCAUGUGCCCAAACAAACUACAGAUAAUAAUGAUCGAAAUAAGUCAAACAAAUCAAAGGAGCCACCAACAACAACGACAGCAACAACAGCAGCAGCAGCAACAAUGACACCCGCACAUAACUCGAUUGGCAGCGAUAACAGAGAAAAUAUGAACGAUGAACUAGCUAAAGUAUUGAAAUUGUAUCGUGAAAAAAAUCACAAUUGGGAUAUACAUAAGACGCCAGAGAUUUUCAUACAGCCAACAUCAUCGCCGGCCAAUGUAAAACUUUGGCUGAAAGCAAAAGGUUUUUCCGAUUAUGUUAUCACGAAAUUUGGCUAUUUGAAUGGUCAAGAGCUCUUCUCAUUGGACCGAGAAACGCUUGAAGACCACUGUGGCAUUGAAGAAGGUCGACGACUUCUUUCACAAAUCACAGUACAACGUAAUGUAUCUGGUUACAAAACCACACGAACCUCUGAGCUUUUAGCGUGCCUAGCAAAAGCACGAAAACGAAUCGAUGAACAUUGAGUAUGAACAUUUUCAGUUUCAUGACCAUUUGCUCAUGACCCAACUAUAUUGCUCAACAAAUACCAAAAUCAGGCGGUGCUAAAAGUGAUAAAUGUACAUUUUUUUCUCUUUCGGAAACCAUGAGGAGGGAAACAACGCAAAUUACUUUACAUAAUUUACAACAAGAGAACAAAUUUAUUUUUUUGACAAAUGUUUGAUGAAUAUAUUGUUAUCAGAUUUUAUAGAAAAGUGUCAAUAAACUAAAAAAAAGAACCGAGAGUAUUAAAAUGUAAAAAGAAAAAAUGAAAAUAAAGAGAGAAUUUCAAUGUUUUAUGCUUAA